CGCGCGCCAAAGUCCCACCAGAGGUCACCCACGCACUAAAAGCCCGAUAUAGCACGAGGUAUACGCCAGCCGGCGGUUAGUGUCGAACUGGAAGCGGAGGAGAACAGGGCAACCUUUCUAGCGGAGAGUAUACAUCAUCAUCAUCGUCCACUCGUACACGGACAGACGAAAAGAUGGCUCGCUUCAUUCUAACAAUCGUCUGCGGGUUAGGCCUGCUCACGUUCGCCAUGGGUCUGAAAUGCUACAAAUCAACUGCGGGUUCAGACACAAGAACUGAAAUCUCAACCGUGGCUGGCGUCACUGGAGCACCAGCCUGCGAAAUGUGCUUGAAACUCCAAGUGAAAGAUGCUGGCGCGCAGCGGGACUGCAUCCUGGAAAUUCCAGGCAUCGAGGUUGGCUGCACAGAGGCCGGCGACAGCAGUGUCUGCUACUGCAAAUCGGAGCUCUGCAACGGCGCUAGCGCCACCGGCGCUGCGUUUGCGCUGAUCGCUAUGCUCGUGGCGGCAUCUAUUGGUCAAAUGAUUUAACGUAAAAGUUUGUGAGGUGAUUACAGGAUCACAUCUUAUUAUACGAUGAGCAUAUUUGAGAAAAACGUGUUUCUUAAAGUACGUAAUAACGCUACUACCUAAAUAACAACGAGAACUAUACAUAAUUAUACAUAUAUCGUCAAACUCAAAUAGGACGUAUAAUGCACACGUGAUAACUGCGUUUUCAUAUUGAAAUAAAAAAAUUUGCUGCCACUAUUUACUGUGACAUCGUCAUUUUCGAAAUUAGAAUUUUAAUAAAAACGGUAGUACAAUUUUCGUAUGGA
Molecule: messenger RNA, 811 nt
Organism: Priapulus caudatus
Lineage: Eukaryota; Metazoa; Priapulida; Priapulimorpha; Priapulimorphida; Priapulidae
Exons: 3
Coding region: 174-527 (117 amino acids)
Source: RefSeq, a predicted model, not a curated record